AUGGACACAGCGGAGGCGGCGAUAUUCACCAGACCUGGAGGCGGAGUCUUCAGAGGCACUCUACCCGACCCUGGACUGAGCAGCGCGGUACCAGUACCGGACCUCGACGAUGCUGACGACGAACUUGCAGCUCUACAGCUUAUGGUCACCAGUCAGGAUCUGCCAUUCGGCUGGGAGUUCGACGGCGCGGAUGCAAAGCUCAGCGACAUUUUCGUGGACAUCAGCACGAGGAACAUGACGCCCCACGAGCGCGCGGCGUUCAUGCAGGGCAAGCGGAAGGAGCUGACGGAGUUCUUCGGCAAUGACGUCUGGGAGUUUCACCAGCCCACCGGGGAGGAGGACCCUCGGCGGAUACUCAAGGCUAAGUGGGUGCUCAAGUGGACAAAGAACGACGACGGCACACCACGUGCCAAGGUGCCCAAAGACGCGGCAGAACUCAUGGGCAUCGAGCCGAAUACUCUUAUGAAGCUCAUUAGGCCACUGUACGGCCAGGUGGACGCACCGAGGCGUUGGUGGCUACGUGCGGUGGACGACUUCAAGGCCAGCGGUCUCAAGCAGCAUCCUUUGGACCCCUGCGCGUUUCUCAGUUUCGAUGAGGACGGCAAUAAUGACGGGUUCAUUCUACUCUAUGUGGACGACAUGCUGGGAGGUGGAGAUCGGCGGCCGUGCAGCAGUUAUAGUCGAGCUAUCACCGAGGUAAAACGAAGGUUCAAGUUCAGGAAGUGGAUCGAAGACGACAAGAUGGACUACUGCGGCAGCGACUUGACGCAGACCCCGCACUGGGAGAACCCGAAGUCGAACAGCAGCGAGAUUGAAGUGAAGAUGGCGACCUACGCGAAGAACCUGAAGCCCAUCACGAUCGACCAGAAGAGCAGCGACAACACGAGGGAGCCCACUAUCAAGGAGAAGCGGCAGCUACCCCUGAUUUACGACGGCGUGGACAUCACGAAGGACGAAAGCACCCACAUGGCGGGUGAGUCAGCAUUAGUCGUGGACGCAAAGGCGCUCUACGACGCGGCCCAAAAGGAGAGCAUCAUCAGCUUCCAGGACAAGCGGACCGGCAUCGAGGUGCUAGCGCUGCGUGAGAGGAUGGAGGCUACAAUGACACGCUGGAGGUGGGUAUCUUCAGAGAGGCAAUACGCGGACGGGCUCACAAAGAUCGCGGCGAGACAGCUUCUCGCCGACCGUCUGCGAUAUGGCAGACUACAGCUCAAGCAUGACCCGAACUACACGGCGGCGAAGAAGAAGACCAAGGAAGAGCGACAGGAAAGCAUAGACCAGACCAGGCCGGUGACAUCGGCGGCAACGCGGAAGGCAACGACACCGUUCAUGCAGUUGGCAAUGUUCGCAACUAGUUGUUGCAGAUCGGCGGCUCACACGGGGUACGACACGAAGAACGAGAACGACUGCUAUGGUAUUUUGGUUUGGUUUGCCAUGUUCUUCAUAUUUCUUGGAUUAUGUGGAGCCUAUCCUGUUGCAUCCUACCUGAUCAAGAUCAAGGAGGCCGAGUACAAGUACAAGACUGAGUUGGCAGUUCUACGGGCGAAGAUCGAAAAGGAGAAGAUCGAGAAG
Prorocentrum cordatum is the source of this 1572-nucleotide messenger RNA. The record is from the annotation of a GenBank genome assembly. NCBI's taxonomy places the organism in Eukaryota, Dinophyceae, Prorocentrales, Prorocentraceae.